UCCUUCUCCUCUUCCCUGUCUGCUUGCUCGACGCAUCCAUCCUUCCCCUCCCUCUGCUCGGCUUGUGAGGGCCAUGCCCUUCGCCCAGUACUCAGUAGAUAGACAGUGCCCCUGCUCCAGCGCCGCCACCUCGUCAUGGAAGUAGCUCCGCUCCUCAAGUCUUCCGCCGCCGCCGCCACUUUGUUCAAUUCAGGCGAAGCCAAGUUUGCACUCCGGGUCUCCUCCUCCCUUGUGUCGUGUCGGAGGAUUGGCUUUGGCCGUCAAAAUGCUUCCUUUAUAAUAUGGCCUGUGCUGUUCGCCCGACCUUUGACUACCGAUCUGCCCCACGGUUGCGGUGGUUCUGAAUCGAAACGGAGAGCCCGGGGACCUGUGAUGGCGGCAGCGAAGAAGGCGUCUGAUGGUGGGAUUAAAGAGGAAGGAAAAUAUAAGCACACGGUAGACUUGCCCAAGACCACAUUUGGGAUGAGGGCUAAUGCAGUGGUUAGAGAGCCUGAGAUCCAGAAGUUGUGGGAGGAGAAUCAGGUUUUCAAGAGAGUAUCAGAUAGAAAUACUGGGAGGAGCUUUGUCCUUCAUGACGGCCCACCUUAUGCAAAUGGUAGUCUGCACAUGGGUCAUGCUCUAAAUAAGAUUCUGAAGGACAUUAUCAACCGAUAUAAGCUUCUUCGUAAUUACAGAGUCAACUUUGUUCCUGGUUGGGAUUGUCAUGGCCUUCCAAUAGAAUUAAAAGUUCUGCAGUCUAUGGAUGAAGAUACUAGAAGGGAGUUAAAGCCUUUGAAGUUGAGAGAAAAGGCUGCAAAGUUCGCAAAAAAUACUGUUAAUAUUCAGAUGAACUCUUUUAAGCGCUUUGGGGUAUGGGCUGAUUGGGAUGCACCUUAUCUGACCCUUUUCCCAGAAUAUGAAGCUGCACAGAUAGAAGUUUUUGGCAAGAUGGCUCUCAAAGGAUAUAUUUAUAGGGGUCGAAAGCCUGUUCACUGGAGCCCAUCCUCACGCACAGCUUUGGCAGAGGCUGAAUUGGAGUAUCCUGAGGGACACAUUUCUAAAAGCAUAUAUGCUACGUUCAAGAUCAUUAGUUCAUCCUCAGCUUCACCUCAGUUAGUUGAGGAGUUUCUUCCAGAUUUGUACUUGGCCAUAUGGACAACCACCCCUUGGACUAUUCCUGCAAAUGCAGCUGUUGCUGUUAAUCCUGAGCUUGAAUAUGUGGUUGCUGAAUUACAUCAUGCUCCUGAAGAUGUUACAGCCCCUUUGAGGAAGCAAACAAAAGUUGGCGGUUUCUUGAAAUUUAGUGAUACAAAGUGUUUUGUGAUUGUGGCUUCCGAACUUGUACCUGCACUUGAGUCUAAGUGGGGGGUGAAAUUUGCAGUGCAUAAAAUUUUCCCAGGAUCAUGUCUGGAAAAUUUCAGGUAUGCUCACCCUAUAAGUGGCAAGGAAUGCCCUGUAGUGCUUGGUGGAGACUAUAUCACAACAGAGUCAGGAACUGGGUUAGUUCAUACUGCUCCUGGUCAUGGACAAGAAGACUAUAUAACUGGCAUAAAGUAUGGACUACCUAUUAUUUCUCCAGUGGAUGAUGAAGGAAAGUUUACUGAGGAAGCUGGUGAGUUUAAUGGCCUGGAAGUUCUUGGGGCUGGUAAUGUUGCUAUUGUGAAGUAUCUGGAUGAACAAUUAUCACUUGUUCUCGAAGAGCCAUACAAGCACAAGUAUCCUUAUGAUUGGAGGACAAAGAAACCUACGAUAUUUAGAGCCACUGAACAAUGGUUUGCAUCUGUUGAUGGCUUCCGAGACAUGGCUAUGGAUGCAAUUGGUAAAGUAAAUUGGAUUCCUACACAGGCGAAGAACAGAAUUGUUGCUAUGACUGCUAGCCGUUCUGAUUGGUGUAUCUCACGGCAAAGAACUUGGGGAGUUCCAAUUCCUGUUUUUUAUCAUGUUCACUCUAAAGAACCACUGAUCUCUGAAGAAACCAUUGCACAUGUUAAAGAUAUAGUGUCAAAGAAGGGUAGCGAUGCCUGGUGGUACAUGUCAACCGAAGACCUUCUUCCUGAGAAAUAUCGGCAAAACGCAUCAGAAUACUACAAAGGAACUGAUACAAUGGAUGUUUGGUUUGACUCUGGCUCAUCUUGGGCAGCAGUUUUAGGCAAAAGGGAUGGGCUAUGUUUUCCUGCAGAUCUGUACCUUGAAGGAUCUGACCAGCAUCGUGGAUGGUUUCAGAGCUCUUUAUUAACCAGUAUUGCAGCAACAGGAAUUGCUCCUUACUCAUGUGUUGUUACACAUGGGUUUGUACUUGAUGAAAAGGGUAUGAAAAUGAGCAAAUCUCUUGGUAACGUUGUUGAUCCUGAUGUUGUAAUUAGUGGAGGGAAAAACACAAAGGAUCAACCGGGUUAUGGAGCUGACGUUCUUCGUCUUUGGGUUUCAAGUGUUGACUACACUGGAGAUGUGUUGAUUGGCCCUCAAAUUCUCCGCCAAAUGUCUGAUAUGUAUAGGAAACUACGUGGAACAUUGCGGUUUCUAUUGUCAAAUCUGCAUGAUUGGAAUCUAGAAAAUACAGUUUCAUAUACCAAGCUUCCAAAAAUUGACCAGUAUGCACUAUACCAACUUGGGAAUAUUGUGGAGACAAUAAAGGACAACUAUGAGCUUUACCAGUUCUACAAAAUAUACCAGAUCAUUCAACGCUUUACGAUCGUUGAUCUUUCAAAUUUCUAUUUAGAUGUUGCUAAAGACCGGCUUUAUGUAGGGGGUACUACCAGUUUAAAUAGACGGAGUUGUCAAACAGUUCUUGCAGAGCAUCUUAUUUCUAUUGUUAGUGUAAUUGCUCCGAUUUUGCCACAUUUGGCUGAGGAUGUUUGGCAGUACCUCCCUUUUGAAUAUGCCACUGAAGAUGGUUCUGCUGCUAAAUUUGCCUUCGAGAUAAAGUGGCCAGUUCCAAACAAAAGGUGGCUCCAGAUGCCCGCUGAUGAUGUUGAUUUUUGGAGUCUAAUCCUGGAGUUGAGAUCCGAGGUGAACAAAAUCCUAGAAAAUGCAAGGGUCGGAAAGCUGAUCGGGUCCAGCUUGGAGGCCAAGGUUUAUCUCCAUUCCUCCGAUGCUGGUGUGGCCUCCAGAUUGCAGGAACUGUGCCUCGCUGAGAAUGAAGCUGACGCUCUACAUAGGAUUUUCAUAACAUCUCAGGUGGAGGUUCUCGAUUCACUAAACACAGAUUUAAGUACCAGAAUGCCACAUACCGGCAAGUACAGUGAUCCAAGAAGUGAAAUUUGGAUCGGAGUUGCUCGGGCAGAUGGCUCCAAGUGCGAAAGAUGUUGGAACUAUACAACUCAAGUUGGUUCCUUCCCAGAGCAUCCAACUCUAUGUGCUCGAUGUUACGACGUCAUCAAUAUCCAUCCUCUUCCUGCUGCAGCAGGAGUCAGUUGAGAAAUUGACAGAGUAACUUCCUGAUCCAUAUUUUUUUUUUCCUUCUUCCGGAGGGUGAAGUUUAAUCCCUCGGCAAGUUCCAUUCGAUAAUGAUGUUAAAUGCAAAGUCUAAUAAUAUUGAGCAUGAUUACUCUUUGAUACGAUUUAUCUAGCCCGAGAUGGUCCAAGGUUGUUGAGGUGGUCACACUAA
This is a messenger RNA of Zingiber officinale, 3586 nucleotides long. Its product is annotated as isoleucine--tRNA ligase, chloroplastic/mitochondrial-like. Gene Ontology annotation, biological process: isoleucyl-tRNA aminoacylation. The record is from RefSeq and is a predicted model, not a curated record. Gene Ontology annotation, cellular component: cytosol. Gene Ontology annotation, molecular function: tRNA binding; ATP binding; isoleucine-tRNA ligase activity. The transcript has 22 exons. Bases 136 to 3396 code for a protein of 1086 amino acids. Lineage: Eukaryota; Viridiplantae; Streptophyta; Magnoliopsida; Zingiberales; Zingiberaceae.